AUGAAGGAGACGCGGGGCGACGGCGGGGGCGCCCCCUUCUGCACCCGCCUCAACCACUCGUAUCCCGGCAUGUGGGCGCCCGAGGCACGGGGCAACCUCACACGCCCCCCAGGGCCCGGCGAGGACUGUGGCUCGGUGUCCGUGGCCUUCCCGAUCACCAUGCUGAUCACCGGCUUCGUGGGCAACGCGCUGGCCAUGCUGCUCGUGUCGCGUAGCUACCGGCGUCGGGAGAGCAAGCGCAAGAAGUCGUUCCUGUUGUGCAUCGGCUGGCUGGCGCUCACUGACCUGGUCGGGCAGCUGCUCACAAGCCCCGUGGUCAUCUUGGUGUACCUAUCCAAGCAGCGCUGGGAGCAGCUUGACCCAUCGGGGCGCCUGUGCACCUUCUUUGGUCUGACCAUGACUGUUUUCGGGCUGUCCUCGCUCUUCAUCGCCAGCGCCAUGGCUGUCGAGAGGGCUCUGGCCAUCCGUGCGCCACACUGGUACGCGAGCCACAUGAAGACGCGUGCCACUCGCGCCGUCCUGCUGGGCGUGUGGCUGGCAGUGCUCGCCUUCGCCCUGCUACCUGUGCUGGGUGUGGGCCAGUACACCAUCCAGUGGCCCGGGACGUGGUGCUUCAUCAGCACCGGACGAGGGGACAACGGGACGAGCUCUUCACACAACUGGGGCAACCUUUUCUUCGCCUCCACCUUUGCCUUCCUGGGCCUCUUGGCGCUGGCCAUCACCUUCGCCUGCAACCUGGCCACCAUUAAGGCUCUGGUGUCCCGCUGCCGAGCAAAGGCGGCAGCAUCGCAGUCCAGUGCCCAGUGGGGCCGGAUCACGACCGAGACGGCCAUCCAGCUCAUGGGGAUCAUGUGCGUGCUGUCGGUCUGCUGGUCGCCCCUACUGAUAAUGAUGUUGAAAAUGAUCUUCAAUCAGACAUCAGUUGAGCACUGCAAGACAGACACAGGAAAGCAGAAAGAAUGCAACUUCUUCUUAAUAGCUGUUCGCCUGGCUUCACUGAACCAGAUAUUGGAUCCCUGGGUUUAUCUGCUGCUAAGAAAGAUUCUUCUUCGGAAGUUUUGCCAGGUAGCAAAUGCUGUCUCCAGCUGCUCUAAUGAUGGACAGAAAGGGCAGCCUAUCUCAUUAUCUAAUGAAAUAAUACAGACAGGAGCAUGAAAGAGAACACUUAAUCAACGUGCAUGCUCACAACUUUUGGCAGCAAAUAUCCCUAAAUCUUGUGAAUGCAGGCAUCUCUGGUAUGCCACUGUUUAUGCAUUGGGGUGGAAUUUUUGGUAUAAUGCUAAAUGGUUUCAGAAACAUAGAUAAUCCCUUGGUGCCAAACGUCCUGAAAUACAAACAAAGGAAAAUGUAUUAAUAACAGUCUCAUUUUUUUUUUUGGGAUCUCUGCCAUCUAUAGCUGAAUAUGUGGUUAUUUAUGUGAUGAAACCAUUUUUAUACAUGAUUUUGAUGUGUGGGAGGGCAGAGAUAGUUAAUAUUCAAGUAUUCUCUGUACUUGGGAGAUUUAACCCUACAAAUCAUCUAGGACAAGGGGAUGGCACUUUGUUUUUAUUCCAUAACAUUGGUCUUCUGUGUUCUCUUUCAUUGUCUCACGUUUCCUCUGUUACUUUUUUCUUCUUACAUUUAAAAAAAAAUAAUUAGGGUGAAAAUGUGUAUAACAUAUCCACAAUAUUCAUUGAUAGUGGUGUUAUUUAAAUAGUGCUGAAGAUACCAAGUUGGUUCCAAACCUUCCAAAGUUUAAGAUUUGGUUGACUUGGAAAUUAGGUUUGCUCCUUAUCUGAAUAAGAACCAAUUCCAUUUGUUUCAAAUAUAGUGGGGUUUGUGACUACUCAAAUUGCUAAAUGUUCUUUCAUCUGAAUACAUUUUGCAUUCCUCUAGCCUGGAAGAGAUUCAUGAAACUGUUCUGUGACAGUCAGCGAAGUGAUUUUUUUUUUCACUAUGCUAUUUAAGGACUGAUUUGGGCACUAAAUAUAGAUACUCUGAUUAACUGUUUCCCUUGAUUUUCCCACCAACAGCA
Messenger RNA from Lepus europaeus (European hare), 2014 nucleotides. RefSeq names its product prostaglandin E receptor 3 (gene PTGER3). Gene Ontology annotation, biological process: inflammatory response; negative regulation of gastric acid secretion; phospholipase C-activating G protein-coupled receptor signaling pathway. Bases 1 to 1155 code for a protein of 384 amino acids. Gene Ontology annotation, cellular component: plasma membrane. The transcript has 2 exons. Gene Ontology annotation, molecular function: prostaglandin E receptor activity. Lineage: Eukaryota; Metazoa; Chordata; Mammalia; Lagomorpha; Leporidae. The record is from RefSeq and is a predicted model, not a curated record.